Molecule: messenger RNA, 858 nt
Organism: Lactuca saligna
Lineage: Eukaryota; Viridiplantae; Streptophyta; Magnoliopsida; Asterales; Asteraceae
Source: the annotation of a GenBank genome assembly
AUGAGCAAAAUCGGAUUGUUGGAAGCAAUGAUACCAUAUCUUGAUAAAACAUUUGAUGACAUUCAUGGGCAAUUUCGUUGUCUGGGGUGGAGGUGGAUAUUCCAUAUUCAAGAGAUCGUGUACAAGGAAGUAGUCAUCGAGUUUCUAGCCACAAUGUCUUUUGCAAGGAAGGAUGGAAUUUAUGCUGACAACAACCUCACUUUAUGCCUCGGUGGCGAGAGGCAGGGGUUUAAAGUAGAAUUGCAUUGGAAUGCAAUUGCAAAUGGAUUUUAUGAUAAGGGAACUGCGCAAGAGAGUGACAUCCGCUAUCCUAUCCAUCGAUUGCUACACCGCCUAAUCACCGACACUAUAAAUCAACAACAAGAAGGGGAUAAGUGCCCAACUAUAGACAUAUUUUUCUUAUGGGAUCUUACUUCUGACAAUACUCAUGUAGAUCUACCAUUUCUAUUGGUGGAUUUUCUUGCGGUCCGUGCAGGAAAAGAUAGGCGAGGGUCUCCAUUAUAUGGUGGUAUGUUGAUUACCCUGAUUGCGUGUUCAUAUGGCGUACUUGAAAAACGCGAAGCCAUGAUGUUGAUUGUGGAGCCAAAAAAUCCCUACUCUACACUUCUUUAUAAGAUGGCAAAUAUUGCUAUUGAUCAUGUAUAUGGUAAUUUUGGUAUUCCUGAUGACACUUCACGAGGCCGAGUUCCGAGGCGGGUACGACCAAGGGGAAAUGACCCUAAAGGAGAGGAGCCACCACUUUACCCAACCAAUGAUGAGAUGCCCACGGAUCCUUAUAACAUUGCUAUGAGGAGGUUUGAUGAUAACUUCACAUGGGGUGUCAACUAUACUAACAUGGGCCUAGACCACCUUAUGUAG